AUGAGGGUACUUCUACAAACGACCAUGCGCAAUUUGACGGUGUUAACGAUCUUUUUGCUGACCACAUCGAUCGCUUGGGGGCAAUGGAGAACGAAUCAGAGAUCGCACACGCUUUCGGUUCUCCCGAAGAAUUCGACCUAUCGACUGUGUUCCGAUUUUUGGGAUUUGAGCAGAUUCAAGUCGUUCUUGAAGCCGAUCCUUGUACCGAGAAUUGUUGGCACGCCACAGCAUAGACAAGUCGGCGAUUUCCUCCAAAAAACGAUGCAGGACAUGGGAUGGCACACCGAGUGGGACGAAUUCACCGACAACACACCUUAUGGAGUGAAACCUUUCAGAAGUCUGAUCGCCACCUACAAUCCACAAGCGGCUCGUCGGCUCGUCUUGGCGUGCCAUUAUGACAGCAAGAUCUUACCUGGGCAAACCUUCCUGGCCGCUACCGAUUCGGCGGUUCCAUGUGCAAUGAUGCUCGAUGUUGCGAAAACUCUCACUCCUUACAUGUAUCGACAAGUUGCACAGGACGUUUCUCUACAACUUCUUUUCCUUGAUGGGGAGGAAGCUUUUGUUGAAUGGACAGCAACCGAUUCUAUCUACGGGGCAAGGCAUUUGGCAUCAAAAUUGGAGAAUAAAUGGUAUCCCACCAGCAGCUCGGCGAGCAAUUUUGAGUUGAGUCGCGAGAUCGACAGAAUUGAUGUGUUCAUGCUUCUCGAUCUCCUCGGUGCGCCAAAUCCACGAAUUCAAAACGCGAAUGGCCUCGGAGCGACGCAAUUGUUCGCCGAACUUCCAAAUAUUGAGAGUGAAAUCCGUCAAAUGAAUUGUGUCUCGCAAAGGAUUCCGCAAGUUUUCAGCGGGAAUGUCGUUUAUCAAGCAGUCGAAGACGAUCAUAUUCCUUUCAGAAAUCGAGGCGUUCCAAUUCUUCACUUGAUAGCCGCACCUUUUCCGAGUGUUUGGCAUCAACCGACUGACAACGAGAAUGCCAUUCACUAUCCGACAAUUAAAUUGUUGACAUCGGUUGUUAGAAUCUUUGCCGCCAAAUACCUCGGCAUUGCUCCGUUG
Mesorhabditis belari is the source of this 1053-nucleotide messenger RNA. Lineage: Eukaryota; Metazoa; Nematoda; Chromadorea; Rhabditida; Rhabditidae. The record is from the annotation of a GenBank genome assembly.